GGGAAGACAGUCACAGAGUCGCUAUUUCGCUAAGAUUUAGAUUUUUUUACAGUUGUUUAGCGUUUAAUAUAGAUUUUAGACAACAAUUCACGACAAAUAAUAUUUUAUAUUCCAACUAACUGAUGUCUCGGAUUGGAGUUUUGUGAUACGAUGGUUUACAUACAUAUUAUAUCACACAUUAAAUGGUUGAGGUGUUAUGCGGGUUUGUUUGGACAAUUUAGUCUUCUCUUCUUGGGAUUUUUGUUUGUGUUAUUCAUUCCUCCAAACUCAGGUCUGCCCUCUUAUGAAGCUCUUCUGGGCGACGUAGCAGAAAUUCCUUGUAAUUUCACUAUACUCUCUGAUGACGGAAUAGCACUGGUUUUGUGGUAUCGGGGUAAUUCUUCAACACCCAUUUAUACACUUGAUGCCAGGAAUGGACUCAACAAUCACCCAAAGCAUUUCCCAAGUGACAUUCUUGGUGAUAGGGCCUACUUUGAUGUUGAUGAAAUUCCUUCCGUCCUUCGAAUUCAAGACAUCAGACAGGAAGACAGUGGACAGUAUAGAUGUCGUGUAGAUUAUAAACACGAUCGUACAGAAAAUAUCUGCUUCUGGUUGGACGUAAUUGUUCCACCCAGAGAAACAAUUAUUAUGGAUGAAUUUGGACAGCAUCUGCGAGGUUUGAUAGGCCCGUAUAACGAAGGAUCGUCGUUACUUCUCAUAUGUGAAGCAGAUGGAGGAAGACCUCCUCCAGCAUUGACGUGGAAAAAAGGAGGAAAACUUUUAAGCUCUAACUUUACUCUGACACCUCAAGGUUUUUCCCGAAAUGAAGUAGUUCUUCCCGAACUUCGGCGGGAAGACCUGUUCUCUUCCCUAACGUGUGAAGCUUCAAAUAACGACAUCCGAUCUCCUGUAACAAGUUCGGUUACUGUUGAUUUAAACUUGAGGCCUUUAGACGUAAAGAUCACCACAUCAAAUAGACCCGUGCAUGCUGGUCAACAGGUGGAGUUUGUGUGCGAGACAUGGGGAGCCAGACCUCCGUCUGAAAUCACUUGGUGGAAGGGAAUUGAAAGACUAACCUUAGUAUCAGACGUCAUAGCUCCAGCUAGUAACCUAACUGUAAGCACUGUUGUAUUCACCCCUGAAGUAAAGGAUAAUGAGAAGAAUAUCACCUGCAGAGCUGACAAUAAAGUUCUUAAAAACAGCGUUAUCUCCGAUGUUCGCAAAUUAAUAGUUUAUUACACUCCUCGAGUGAAAAUUACUCCACGGUAUCCAACCAACCUUAGCAAUGUGCAAGAAGGUAGCGAGGUUUUACUAGACUGCAUCGUCCAAUCAAACCCACAAGAACUCAGUGUUUGGUGGCUCUUUAAAGGUUUACCAAUGCACUCGAAUCCGAAGUUUGGUAUUCUCAUCACCAACUAUUCCUUAUCAAUUCAAAAUGUCCAGAAACGUCACAAAGGCAAAUUUCAAUGUAUUGCUGUAAAUAAAGAAGGAGAAGAAUCCAGUAGAGAAGUAUUUUUACAAGUGAUAUAUCCCCCAGUUUGUAAAGCACAAGAAAUUAAAACGUAUGCUGCUCUUGUUGGAUCCAAGGUGAGGGUGACGUGUGAGGUGGAAGCACAACCCCCGGAAGUUAAUUUUCGUUGGUCAAUAAACAAUAGUUUCGGCGAGCUGUCGAUAAAUACGUUCAUUCGAAAUCAAACAUCUAGUGUGGCCGUAUUCUCUCCAAAGUCUGAAAUGGAAUAUGGGACUUUGUUUUGCUGGGCAAAGAAUAAAGUUGGAGAGCAAAAACGCCCCUGCAUGUUUAAUGUUAUUCCAGGAGCUCCUCCCGAGGUACCAAAGGACUGCUUGCUCAUCAACCAAACGAGAAUGAUGUUUGUUGUUCGUUGCUCUCCUCCUAUAGAUCAAGGGUUAUCUCAACAUUUCCAGCUUGAAGUCUACAACAAAAGAAACGACCAUCUCCAAGAAAAUAUUUCUGCUUCAGAUGUUCCUUUAUUCGUCGUCCAUUCCUUACCUCCUGGCACGCCAUUCGUGCUUUUCAUUUAUUCUGUCAAUGCGAAAGGAAGAAGUCCGCCGGUAACUCUUCAUGUUAGAACUUUAGAUAUUCACCCCGAGUCCAACAAAAAAGGUGAGUCCACGGAAGGUUUGAAAUUUGCUCAUGUCCUGGGGAUUAUCGUUGGAAUGUUUCUUGUAUUAUUGAUUAUGUUUGUACUGAAUUUCGUGUUGAGGAAAUUACAUCGUACGCAACUUUCUCGUCGAGAUGGACGACCAGAAAGCAAUCGAAUUGAUAAACUGCAAACGAGCUUUGUCGUGGAAGAAGAAUCACCGAAACACGAUGUUCAGUUACUAGACCUCAUUUCUACAAAGAGAGAUUUUUCUGGUCCACCUGACGUUACUCACACAAGCGUUAAGUGGAACCAUAUGACACCAGCAGAUGGUGCUGUGGAGUAUACGAAAGAUCAAUUGAUUCCUGUUUCACCCACAGAAAAGGAUCCGUGGCAAGAUCGAGAAUCUAAGGUGAAUCGUAGAUCAGAUCGUGACGAUGAAUCCCCACUUUGCAUUAUUUCCGAAAGUGCUAACGCCCUUUACGACACAGUGAAGUGGAGAGCUAAACCAUUUCACGCUCAAUCACUAAUAAAACCUGAAGACGUAGAGAAAUGCGUAACUUCCGAAACACCAUUGAUGAACACUAUUAUCGUUGGAGAACAGUCUCUUCAAAUUCAAAAUAUCGUUUCUACGGAAGUGUGAAUGUGAUUAUUCGUAUUUCAUACUAUUUAUAAUCGGAUGUUUCUUUGUGUCCUGUCAAACUGUGCCUUUUCUUCAUAUUAAACGCUUCUUCAGAACUAUCAGUUUUAUAUGGCUCUUUGAAUCCUCGGACUACUAACUGCUAAUCCCACAAUAGAAAAUUAUCAGUUUAUUUAACAGCUUUUCUGCUUAUUUUCCAUAUUUUAGUCCUACCUCUGUAGUGGUACCGCGGGUAUGAAUAUUAUGUUUCGUGUAUUAACAAAAAUAAUAUCUGUACAUUAGUUUCAAAUAAAGCCUUCAAAAAUAUAUGAA
Molecule: messenger RNA, 3030 nt
Organism: Limulus polyphemus (Atlantic horseshoe crab)
Lineage: Eukaryota; Metazoa; Arthropoda; Merostomata; Xiphosura; Limulidae
Product: hemicentin-2-like
Exons: 14
Coding region: 151-2721 (856 amino acids)
Molecular function (GO): protein binding
Source: RefSeq, a predicted model, not a curated record